Messenger RNA from Cladocopium goreaui, 1473 nucleotides. The record is from the annotation of a GenBank genome assembly. Lineage: Eukaryota; Dinophyceae; Suessiales; Symbiodiniaceae.
CUGCAGCCGUAGCAAGCUCUCUGGCCAUGCGACGUGCUUUGCAGUGCUUGAGCAUUUUCUGGCUGUACUUGGCUGCGUCUUCAGUUCCUGCAGCUCAGGGACUAUUUCGCUGACCUUCUUACGACGGAGCAGGUCACUGGCCUUAAGUAGCAAACGUUGGAACACAUGCCAAUGACAUUACUUCCAUAGCCUCCAAUGCCUCCGCAUGGAUGUGAAGCGGUUGAGAAUGCAUUGCGUUUGUACCUGGAAGAUCUGUCGUGGCAUCCAACAGAUGAAACUUUGGGAUUGAAGCGCCUCUAUGCUCAGAUUUCGGUUUGCUUGAAGGAAGUGCUAAAAUGCACUUUGGGCAAUUCUGAUUGCAAAAAACGCGUUUGGGCAUUCAAUUUGGUGGAAGGCAUGUCCCGGAGUCACCCAGAGGCAGCCUGUCUCGUUGCCAAAUCUGGCCUCUUCGGGGAAGCGUUGGAACGCAACUUGCAGCUGCAAGAUCCGUGCCAACAAGAAACGGUCUUCUGUGCAGUUUCGCUAGCUCUAGCUGUGGCAAGUCAAGUGCCAGAAAGCUCAGUUUUUCAGGAUUGUAUGUCUACAUUUGUGGCGAUUGCGUCUGACACCUGGUGUCAUCAGCCUUUCCGAGCCUUGCAAAUUCUGGCAACUCAUGUUUUGAUCCACCUUUGUCACAGCAGAGUCUCGCGUCAAUGGGUGAGAGAUAUGCUGACAUUGGACAAAGUUCAGAGGUUGUUAGAGACAGCUCGGCGAGGGGAUUGUGAUGGUCAAUGUGUGCCAGAACACACCUUCGCUGCAAGCCUGCUGUUGGCGAACCUGUGUGAAUUGAGAAUUGCAGUUGUGGGCACCGAUGCUGAGAAUUCUGGCACUUUCGGAUAUCUUGCGGACGAUCUGUGGCAUGAGGAUGAUUUUUUUGUGGCAAUGGCAGCUUGCAUCGCAGCAUCUGCAAGAAAAGAGCCAUGGCCCCCGUCAAGUUCCACUCGUUGGAUGCCUUGGAAGCUGGCGCAGACCGCCGAACGCUUGGCGCGUUUUGGCUACGCUGCGGAGCUGCGUGGCAGCGUGGUGCCGCUGGCAACGCUGCUGGCGCAGAGCUGCUCCGGGAAAGUGGCCGUGCAGCCAGAGCGAACAGGCCGCUUGUCCAUUGAAGCCAUAAGGUCUAUCACAUCAGCUGCUGGCAAUGUGGACCAGAUGCGCGGCGACGUGCGGGCUGCGCUUGGCACAUCCUUUGAAAAGUGCUUGCAAGAUCUUCGUGAAGAGCAACCAGCUGCCGAUGACUUGAUCAGUAUCUUCUGCGCUGGUCAGGAUCCACAACCAUAUCUUCAUGUAGACUUGACAUGAAGUCAACAUAAGUCAACACCUCUGAGGCGAAGGCUUUUGUAGAUCCUUCUGCCUUCUGAUUGUUGUAGUGUCUUUCUGCCAAGAAGGCAGAGAUCACUGGACCAGUGUCAAAAAUCCACUGGGCAUCAACGAAAA